Messenger RNA from Penicillium malachiteum, 1149 nucleotides. RefSeq lists its product as uncharacterized. NCBI's taxonomy places the organism in Eukaryota, Fungi, Ascomycota, Eurotiomycetes, Eurotiales, Aspergillaceae. The record is from RefSeq and is a predicted model, not a curated record. The transcript is spliced from 2 exons. Gene Ontology annotation, molecular function: oxidoreductase activity, acting on the CH-OH group of donors, NAD or NADP as acceptor. The coding region runs from base 1 to 1149 and encodes 382 amino acids.
AUGUCUUCACCACCAAUAAUAACCACAAGGAGCGUUCUUCCUUCCCCAAAGCCUGCCAAGCCAUGGACUCACCAUUUGACACUCGACACUGUGGUCAAAGUCCUCCACCGAACAAUCCUCAACCCGUUCCUUGCUUGGAUCAUUGUCCUCUGUCUCCGUGCCCAGGUUACACCACCCACACACCCAGCUUGGAUUAGUGGCGUCAGCUAUGCUAUCUUUGUAACGCUGCUCUUCGUGGCGGGCACGAUCAACCACCGCGUCGCGCAUGGCCUCCCGCGAACUGUGGAUCCCGAACAUGAAGUCGUCCUUGUUACCGGUGGUGCUAGCGGGCUGGGCUUGCUUAUUGCGCAACUAUAUGGUAUGAGAGCAGCUAGCGUUGCUGUUCUAGAUGUGAGGGAAAUUGGAGAAAAGGAAAUUGAAGAAGUAUUUGGUGAGGGGGUUGAUGUCAGAUGUUAUCAGGUUGAUGUUGGCGAUAGAAGCCAGUUGGAGAGUGCUAAAGAAAAGAUUUUGGAAGAGCUUGGGACACCGACUAUCGUGAUCAAUUGUGCCGCUGCGAGAAUUAAUGGCCAAUCGCUACUGGAACUGUCCGCAAAUGCAUUCGAGAAGACAAUCCGCACGAAUCUCACAGCCGCGUUUCAUCUGUACCAGAUUUUUCUUCCAGGUAUUCUAGCAGCAGAAAGUGGAGGCACACUUGUGACUGUCAGCUCCGUCCUAGGCCAAUUAUCUCCAGCUGGAUUGUCGGAUUACUCUGCCAGUAAGGCCGGACUCAGUGCGCUACACCGAACAAUGGAAGCAGAAUUGCGUGGUUAUGAGCAUAUCAAAACUUUGUUGGUGGAGACGGGCCAGAUGUCAACACCGCUAUUCAACUGGGUUCGCACCCCGAGUCAUUUCUUUGCGCCAGUUCUAGAACCAGUUGAAGUCGCUCGAGAGAUUGUGGCUGCGGUUGAUAGUGGCCAGGGCGGUGUACUCAGGUUACCCGCAUUUGGGAAACUGGUGAAUUGGUAUGCUGUGUUCCCGGGUGCAUUGCAAGUUGUAGCACGGUACCUGAGUGGCAUUGAUGCUGCUGUAUCUUCCGGUCUCCCGAGUCGUGAAACACCCAGCAGUAGCGGUGGACGGGUCCUCAGGAGCUCAAAGCGACGGACCGAUUGA